Messenger RNA from Wyeomyia smithii (pitcher-plant mosquito), 4227 nucleotides. RefSeq names its product glucose dehydrogenase [FAD, quinone]. The transcript is spliced from 5 exons. Gene Ontology annotation, molecular function: oxidoreductase activity, acting on CH-OH group of donors; flavin adenine dinucleotide binding. The record is from RefSeq and is a predicted model, not a curated record. Lineage: Eukaryota; Metazoa; Arthropoda; Insecta; Diptera; Culicidae. Bases 1294 to 3168 code for a protein of 624 amino acids.
AUUUAGGUAUAGGGAGGAUUCGUGAUGCAAUUUUUCUAGUGUAUAUAUAUAGCUCGAAUUCGUAUAGUAACAUAAUUAGUCUGUAAUAUUACCACGUGAAAAAACAAGAUAAAGAAAUAACGCUUAACAUAUUUUCAUAUGAAUAUACACUUUUGGGAAAUUAAUUUAAAACAUUGACACCAUGUCUUAUCGAACCUAGACAUUUUCAAAUCGGGUUGCGGCUCAAUAAAUAAAAUAAACCACCACAAUAUUAUGACAUAGCUCAAUCUCCGGUACAGCUGGACAGACAGUGGAUCGUCACAUCGCCCCAAAACUUUCGGUUUAGUUACAUACUUUAUAUAAAAGCAUCGGUAAUAAAAUUUCGUUCUUUAGUUCGCUACCUGUGCGCAAUAUCAGUGCAAUGAUUCAUGAUGCACGCAUAGCUGUUACCGCAACAAAUACGCGCCCGAUACGAAAUCGUGACAGCCGAAGCGCUAAACCGCGAUCGCGAUCGUGUUCCUGAGUCCGGAAAGCAUAGAGCAGCCAAACGUAAACAUCACCAGGAGGGAGGCAGGAGAAAUCAAAAGCGAACUGAAGAAAACUCCAACGGUACAUAUCUUCAACGGGGGGCUGAGUUUGCUUCCCGUCCGGACGAAGCUGAGUCAGUUCAUUCCUACCUUUCCGCCGACAAGUAACAACGAAUAAGUGCGGGCGCGUUGUGUGUGAUUUGUGAUUAUUCGAGGCAGUUUUUUGGUGUCGUGCAAAAUAAAACACCACAACUAUUCACCAUUGGUUGCUGAAAAUUUAGUGCUAGACAAACAAGCACAAUAAGAAAAUAUCACCGUCACGAUUGAAAGGAAAGAGUGUUGACCCAUUUUUAAGGCAUCGCGCAAGCUUAAUACGCGAAAAAAUCUGGUUAAAGUGAAGCUAGAAGUGAUCAAAAGGAGGUACAAGAAAGCACAAAUAGGCCAGUGGGUGCGUUUUAGACGCUUAAGGUUUGCUGUAAAACUUUGAGUGGACCUAAUUCUGGUGUUUCCGUUUAUCUUCAUCAUUGGGUGCUAAUAGACCGAAAACUCAGACCGGUCAACACGUGCGUUCAGCUGCAUCAACGACGGACAGCGAAGUUCUCUUUCUCCUUCUACAUGAUGCACUGUAGGGAGCGGCUCGUUCACGAUCGAAACCAAUACCAACGAAACACCCACAUACAGUGAGAGGACGAUAAGCUUUCCGACUGAAGCAUUUCACCCAUUCACACUCCACCCGAAGCUGUAGUUGUUUCAUGUGUAGAUUUGAUAACGUCCUACAAACUUCAGCAUGAGUGAACUGGUAGGAGCCGCCUUCGGGUCAGUAGCAACGGCGGCUACAAGCGUAGGAUGGUUUGUGCCUAUGCUAGUGGCUGCUAUUGCCUACUUUCAGUAUGAAGAAUUUAUGGACCCAGAGGCGAGGGUGAUAGACGUGCCUACGGAUGCGAUGUUGGAUAAAUAUGAUUUCAUUAUAAUAGGCGCCGGUUCAGCUGGAGCGGUACUAGCGAACCGGCUUACAGAAGUUGAAAAUUGGAAUGUUUUAGUGUUAGAAGCCGGUGGAGAUGAGACUGAGAUUUCUGAAGUGCCGCUGAUGGCUGGAUAUUUGCAGCUUAGCAAAUUAGAUUGGAAAUAUAAAACAGAGCCGUCAGGAAAAUACUGUUUAGCUAUGAUCGGAGGACGUUGUAAUUGGCCUCGUGGAAAAGUGUUGGGUGGCUCGAGCGUUUUGAACUACAUGCUUUAUCUGAGAGGCAACAAAAAGGAUUACGAAAAUUGGGAAGCAUUAGGCAAUACUGGUUGGAGUUAUAAGGAUGCUUUGUAUUAUUUUAAGAAAUCAGAGGAUAAUACCAAUCCAUACCUGGCCAAUACUCCAUACCACUCAACAGGAGGAUAUUUGACCGUCGGCGAAGCACCUUAUCACACACCGUUAGCAGCUGCUUUUGUGGAAGCAGGUGUUGAAAUGGGAUACGAUAACAGAGAUUUGAAUGGUGCCAAAGCAGCCGGAUUUAUGAUAGCCCAAGGAACGAUACGAAGAGGUGGAAGAUGCAGUACUGGAAAAGCAUUUUUGAGACCGGCGCGACUGCGACCUAACUUGCAUGUAGCCAUGUAUUCACAUGUAACUCGUAUUAUGAUUGAUCCAGUAACAAAAGUAGCUUUCGGAGUCGAGUUUAUCAGAGAUAGAAAGAUUCAUCAUGUCAGAGCGACGAAAGAAGUUAUACUUUCCGCGGGAGCGAUCAAUUCUCCACAAAUUCUAAUGCUCUCAGGUGUAGGACCGAAAAGUGAGCUAGCAAAACAUAGAAUACCGCUGAUUAACGAUUUAUCUGUUGGCGAAAAUCUGCAAGAUCACGUAGCAUUGGGUGGUCUUACAUUUAUGGUUAACCAGCCAGUUUCAAUUGUAGAAAAUAGAUUCCAUUCGAUGUCAACUGUAUUACAGUACGCAGUCUUGGGACAAGGACCGCUCACCAUCCUGGGAGGUGUUGAAGGAUUGGCGUUUGUUAAUACAAAGUACGUGAAUGCGUCAGAUGAUUUUCCGGACAUUGAGUUUCAUUUUGUUUCGGGAUCAACAAAUUCCGAUGGAGGAAAUCAGUUGCGCAAAGCUCAUGGUUUGACUGACACUUUCUAUAACGCAGUUUACGCACCUAUCAACAAUAUGGAUUCUUGGAGUAUCAUACCGAUGUUGCUUCGUCCCAAAAGCGCGGGUCAGAUCAAACUCCGUAGCGGGAACCCAUUGGAUUAUCCAUAUAUCUAUCCAAAUUAUUUCGAUGACGAACUCGACAUGAAAACUCUUAUAGAAGGUGCGAAAAUAGCGUACGCUGUGUCCAGAACACAGACAAUGCAAAAGUAUCAAUCAACACUUAGCGCCUACAAAUUUCCCGGUUGUUCACACAUAAAGAUGUUCACCGAUCUCUACUGGGAGUGCAUGAUACGUCACUAUACGAGUACUAUUUAUCAUCCUGUAGGCACCUGUAAGAUGGGGCCAUACUGGGAUAAAACAGCGGUUGUGGAUCCACAGCUGCGUGUGUACGGCGUACGAGGGCUCCGAGUUAUCGACGCGAGCAUCAUGCCAAAUAUAGUUAGUGCCAACACCAAUGCGCCGGUUAUUAUGGUAGCCGAAAAAGGAGCAGACCUUAUAAAGGAUUUCUGGAUCAAGAGAAGUGUUGUUAAAUAAGUGCUAAGCGAAAAUGUUAUACCUGUAAAUACUGUGGAGGUAGAAAAUAUUUAUUUAUUAUCUUUUUAAACUUGACGAGUGCAGUUAAAAUGUGUCAUGAAUUAUCUAUAAGCGAUAAAAAUUAUUGCAUAAAGUGUGCAUGAAAUAAAGAUAUAAUUGUGAUUUACGGAUUGAACACAGGUGAAAUAAAUCGUUCAGUUAUUAAUUACCCCUAUCUUAUAAGUAGAGCGUUACAAUGGCUGAGAUAUCGAAUAACAAUUUGUUAGAAUUAGUACGUUUAUUCACAGCAUCCAUUCAAAAUUAAGGAGUCUACAAGCACCAAAAGUUUUAAAGGAUAAAGUUUGUUUAAAAACGCUCGAAAAAAGAAAUUGGAUUUUUAAUGUAAAUAAACUUUGUACCAAAGUUAUACUUUAACUUGUCAGUUGUAUUUAAAAUUAUACGUGCUACACGGUGCUAAAUUCGGUUGCUUCAACAGGUCUGGCAAAUGAGCAGCUUUGAUUAAAUCUGCCCCUUUUUCUCCGAUCAUUAUUACCGCUGCAUUUGUGUUCCCGGUAACAAUUGUGGGCAUAAUUCCGGCGUCAACUACUCGUAAUCCACCAAUCCCAUGCACUCUAAGCUGAUCGUCAACCACAGCCAUCGGAUCGCUUUUGGGGCCCAUCAUGGUUGUUCCGACGGGGUGAUAAAUGGUUUGAGAAAAAUGACGCACGAGACAUUCGUAGAAAUCAUCGCCCGUUCUGCCGCUGCAUGUUGCGUGUGAUUCCGUUUUAUAUAUUAGGGUAGCAUUCAACGCUUGCAACGCAGGAGUAUGCGCCAACCGAAGACAAUAUUUAAGACCUUCAAUCUAAAAAUCUACAUUGUUUAAAUUAUGUUUAUAAACCACAAACAAUUAUCAUAUUUACCAGAAUAUCUAUAUCACGACGUACUGCAAAGUAAUUUGGAUAAAUCUUAAUCUUAUCGUAUGGAUUUUUGCUUCUUAACUCUAGAUGUCCACGGCUCUGUGGUCUCAUCAGAAGCGGCAUGAUGAGAAACGAAUCGUGAAAAACCCACCGCUCGAAGUUC